AUGGCUCGCACCAAGCAGACCGCCCGUCGGUACGAAGGCAAGGCGCCGCGCAAGGUCGCGCCGGCCAAGAAGGCUGUCAUGGAAGCGACCAUCAAGAAGAAGACCCAGCGCUACCGCCCCGGCACGGUCGCACUCCGCGACAUUCGCCGGUAUCAAAAGUCGACCGAGCUCCUCAUCCGAAAAAUCCCGUUCCAGCGCCUCGUGCGUGAG
Messenger RNA from Saprolegnia parasitica CBS 223.65, 210 nucleotides. RefSeq lists its product as hypothetical. Lineage: Eukaryota; Oomycota; Saprolegniomycetes; Saprolegniales; Saprolegniaceae. The annotation marks the transcript as partial. The transcript has a single exon. The record is from RefSeq and is a predicted model, not a curated record. Gene Ontology annotation, cellular component: nucleosome. Gene Ontology annotation, molecular function: structural constituent of chromatin; DNA binding; protein heterodimerization activity.